This is a messenger RNA of Schistosoma rodhaini, 3320 nucleotides long. The record is from the annotation of a GenBank genome assembly. NCBI's taxonomy places the organism in Eukaryota, Metazoa, Platyhelminthes, Trematoda, Strigeidida, Schistosomatidae.
GUUAACUAAACGGUUGUUAUUAGUUAGAUUUCAUUAUGUUUUCUUUUUAAAAAGUUAGUUAUCCAUCUUCACAUCACAUUUUGAAUGUAUGUAUUACUAGUUCGUUCAUGUGUGCAUGUGAAAUAUAAAAUCAAAUACAUGGUGACCAAUACCAUUCUCACUAUAUAUUUAUAAUCACAUUAGUAUAAUAAAUGAGGUGAAAAAUAUUAUAAAUCAGAUUUAAGUGAACAGAAGGAAAAAUAUUAAAUAGAAAAAAAAAUUUUUUUGAAACAUACUACUUACUACUCAAAUAUAAGUGAAUUUUGAAGUGUGCUGGAAUGUGAAUAUAAUAUCUCAAUUCAGUAGUAUAUUAAGAAAGUACUUAUUGAAUUAACACAAUAUUCAUACAUAUGAUUAUUAGAAUAUAUAUAUAUAAGAAAACCUGAACAAAUUUCAGUUGGAUUUUAAUUUAAUUUAUUUAGUGGAUUAAAAACAAAAUAAACAAAAAUUUUUUUCUUUUUCCUUUUUUUUCUUUUCGAAAACAAUCAUAAUUAAAUUAUUCAAUGAAAUCAUUAUUAUAUCAUAAUUAUUUAUUAUUCAAUAUGAUUAUAUUAUUAUUAAUUUUGAAUGAGUUAUCAUUCAUUUCUAGUUUAAAUGAACAUGUUCAAGAGUCAACAACAAUUUUAAACAAAGAAUGUGAAAAUGAUGAUCCACUAGGGAUGAUAUCAGGUUCAAUUGCUGAUUGGCAGAUUACUUCAUCGUCAACGUAUCCAUCUAGUUGGGUAAAAGGAUGUGAAGAAAAAAAUGCUCGCUUAUUUAGAACAAAUGGUUUAGCUUGGUGUGCAAAAUUUAAAUCCUCUUCAGAAUGGCUUCAAAUUGAUUUAGGUGUACAAGCAUUGGUCACGGGCAUCAUGACUCAGGGUCGAGGUGAUGGUUCGGAAUGGGUAACUUCAUUUAUGGUAUCCUAUAGUGAUGAUGCUAUGCACUGGAAGUUUGUCACUGACCAAUAUGCCAAUCAAAAAAUUUUUGAAGGAAAUUCAGACUCGUACUCAGUAAAACAUAAUUAUUUUGAUGAACCUAUUCGAGCGAGAUUUGUUAAAAUUCAUACAUACACAUGGCAUAAUCAUCCUAGUCUUCGAGUUGAACUAGUUGGCUGUCAAUCAUGUAAACAAAUUAUUGGUAUACCUCCUUAUGCAAGAUUUGCUGCUUCAAGUUCUCGUGGCAAACGAUCACAACGUUCUUGUACUCCAGAAUAUGGUCAUUAUCUAAGUAAUAAAGCAUGGUGUGCUCAGCGUCAAGAUGCUCUGCAAUGGCUUCAGAUCGACGUUGGUCCACCAACAUUAAUAACUGGAGUUAUUUUGAAAUCACGAGGAGAUGUGAAAAAUUCACAAUAUGUGACACGUUUCAAGCUCUCUUACAGCAAUGAUACACGCUUGUGGUACUUUUACAAGGAUGCAGCCCCUUUAGAUCCAAGAUCUACUGUGUGGUCAUUUGAAUGGAGUCAAAAAAUGAAAGAAUCGGAUGAUAAAAUAAAAUCUGAUAAAAUAUUUGAAGGAAAUAAUGAACAAAUAACUGAACGUAUUCAUUAUUUGGCUACACCAUUUAUUGCACGUUAUGUACGUAUACAUCCAGUCAUAUGGAGAAGUCGUAUUGCUAUGCGUGUUGGUCUAUUAGGAUGUAAACAAAAAGGUUCUUGUAGUGCUGGAUUUUUUAGAAUUAAUAAUGAAAGUUCUUGUGUCCCUAAUCUUGCUUACAAGAAAAAUGCUUGGUUAACACCAGAAUCUUCAAAUCAUCGUAAAAGAAAUCUUCAAGAUUCUGAUAAAGCAUCACGUUCACAUGGUUUCACUAGUGAACCGAGGAAUUCUGAAAAUCCAUCACAUUUUCAAUAUACUGAAAAUCAACGUCCGCCAAUGUUGGCUCAUCAUAGGAUAAGAGAUAACACCGUUAAUUCAAACGCAUUCAAAUUUAGUAACAUACCUCUAUGGUCACCAGUUAAUGGUAUGAUCAAUGAACAAUUCAUGGGUGAAAGCAGUGAUGGAAUGGCACUGUUAGCUGUUGAUGGUUGGACAGGUGAAGAAAUUCUUCUAAAAAAUUCGACCUUAUCAACGAGGUCAUCAGAACGUUUAAUGAACGAUGCUCCAGAUAAUAAACAACUUACGAAUGACAGUUUAAAUAAAAAAACUAUACAGAAUGUUCAACACACAACUUCCGUGACACAAAAGUCGGCUCAUCCAUGCACAAUACUUGAAUAUCGUUGGCCGUUUGUUGAAUUACCUUCAUGGUAUGUAGACCUCAGGGAGCAUAUUGAAGUAAAAGGAGUUGUUAUUUAUACAGCAGGUCAUGGUAGAGAUGGAAGAUAUCUUCUAUCUUCUCUAUUUGGCAGUGAAGAGAAAACGAAAUUCAAUUCGGAAAAUUUAGAAAGAUUAUCUAUCUAUGUCGAAUCGGAGCCACGUCACCACGAUACUAAAACAUUAUCUAGAUCAAGUUCUAGUCUAUGUGGUUUUGUAACUAGAAUUAAUGAUGCUAUAUUCAGUCCACGUUUACAUAUACCUUGCAGACAACCAUUAAUUGGUCGUUAUGUAUAUGUCGAAGCUCGUGGAGUUCGUGGAAGGUGGUCACAAGAGUUUGCAGCUUUGUUAUGUGAAGUUAUGGUGUAUUAAAACAAAGCUAUCUUUGCUAAAAUGCGAUGAAAGUACGUAUAACACAUUUAUAAUAAUUAUUAUUAUUAUCAUUCAUACCUCGUUAUAAUCAUUAACAAACAGAACCAAUCAUUCUUUUAACAGUGUAAAGGUGAAAGAAAGUAUCACAGUUAAAAUGAAUGUAACAUGAAGUUCUUCUGUUCAUUAAACGUUGGUUACCAUUAUUUUUCUUUUAUGAUACUAUUUCCUCAUAUCAAUUUUUUACGUAGGAAAUACUUGUUUAUCAUCAAAAUAUAUAUUCACUAAAUAUAUUUCCAUAUAUAACAAUGAAAUCAUUGCAUAUUGCAUAAUUAUCCAUAUAAUGGUUAAAAUGUUUCUCUAAACGAACAUGUUACUUAUAUAGAAAAUUGUUUAAUCUAAAAUAGCUUUAUUUGCUUAAUGCACAUUAACUUUAUUCUUUUCAAACUAUGUAAUCAUCCUAUGGACAGGAAAACAGAUCGUUUUAAUCAGUUUACAUUAAUGAAUUCAUUUCUUAAUCCAUAAGGCAAUAAACGAAUAUAUUAUUAAAAUUUACAUGGAAUAAUGAAAUUUGUUUCACAAAUAAAUCCUUUUAAAAUAAAACUCUGACAACAAAAUUGUUUUGAAUAAGGUUGUAUUGUUUUAUUAUCUACCCAGAUGAUGAUUAAGAGCUCAAAAGAGCGG